AUGUUUGACGUUGAAGACGAAGAAGAGAAGAAGAAGAAGAACGAAAAGAAGAGGAAAAAGACGACGACGAAGAUGAAGACAACAAACAUCCAGCGACUCGCUGGCACAGCAGAGACGUCAGAGAAGCGGAGAGAGACAGAGAGACAGAGAGACAGAGAGAGACGGGAUAGCAGAGACAGAGACACGAUGACGGCGAUGGUAGCAACCUCAUUAGGCCGGGGUGGUCGGGUUUGA
Trichophyton benhamiae CBS 112371 is the source of this 234-nucleotide messenger RNA. RefSeq lists its product as uncharacterized. The transcript has 2 exons. Lineage: Eukaryota; Fungi; Ascomycota; Eurotiomycetes; Onygenales; Arthrodermataceae. The record is from RefSeq and is a predicted model, not a curated record. The coding region runs from base 1 to 234 and encodes 77 amino acids.